GUAGGUAGAGGUAGUUUAGCUGCUACUGGUCCGAGAUACUCGUUAUCACUUAAGAAUGAGCAGUUUGUCUAUUUUAUGGCAAAUACGCGCUAAAUCAAGUCGAUAGCGCCAUUAAAACACAGUUAAGGCAUUAAAAAGUUUGCAACACUGAGCAGGCUACUAGCGUGCAAACAAUAAAUAAAAACUGUUUCUGCAAUUGUCCUAUAUGCAAAACAGUUUCACAUGGAAUUAGCGCGUUAAAUAUAUUACACCUUGAAGGCACGUUACAAAACGAGCCCACCAAUGAAGUGCUGAGUCUUGGCGCCUAUGCGUCAUUUACGAAAUGUAGUGUCCGGAGCACUGGGAACUAGGUUAAAAGUACUCGGUCGUGUUUUGGUUUAGAGCCCAAGGCCGCGUUUCACGUAAGCAGACGAUUCUUUACACGAAAAAUGUAACUAUAAUCCUCAAAACGCCAAAGAGUACAUAAAGGGAAUGUGAUUUGACUUGCGUGUGAAGGGUUAAUUCAUUAUCACUUAAUCGCAUAGCUAAUUGCUCGAUUUCGGGUGUGUGCUUCACACUAUCUUCAGAGAUCUUUGCCUUUACGAAAAUAUUUAGAUAAUUAAGAGGUUACUGGUGCACAGUUACAGGGAAUAUUUGCAACGCUAUUGGCAAAGGUACAGUUAACUGUGAUGUUUGUGCAGAGGGAUUGUGACGCGUUGCGAUCCUGGCCUUGCAAAAAAUAAUGCACGACUUAGCGGAGAUAGGUGGAACACUUAAAGAAAUCUUUGUAUGGCUAUUGAGACUACACCUGUCAAUCAAAAAAUGGAUUAAGAGACCGGUUCCCUUUCUGAAUCAGCGACAAAGGAGGUUGUUGUAGAACCGUACAAGGAGUAUAUAAACGUACGCCAGACUCCGGAUUGUCAGUUUGUUCUUUGAUCUCAGCUGGGAUAUAUACUAUAAAUAAAACAUUGCAGGAAACACAAUAGAAAUACUGAUCUUUACAAUUUACCUAUUAGCAUUGCUUUGCAAUCGCACGGAAAAGGUUGGAAAAGUGGUACUGACAGAGAGGGACACACAUAGCGUUGUUGCAGAUAUUCUACAGUUGCGAGCCUACUAUUUAAAGCCAUUACAGAGUCCUGCAUUGUUUUCUGUUGCAUAUUAGAAUUGACAGACGGCAGUACAGUCAUUAUCGGCGUGAUCAUCUUAUAUUACAUCAUCUAAGGAACUGUGCGCCCCAGCUCUAGGAGAAGCGCAGGGCCAUCACGAUGUACUGUCAACAGCAAUACCCAUACCAGAUGGAGCAUCCUCACCAGCAGCACACGGCAGCAAGUGCGUAUGGUCUUCAACAUAUGUCCAGCUACCCUGUACCAAACUACGUUAGCGGAGCAACACCCUAUUCACCACCAUCCGACCGUCCGUCUCCACCGUCGUUCAGAAUCGAAGACAUUCUACUGCAAAGCAGAAACGGACACUUGCCAAGUUACAACCUUCCACAUACUAAUGGAUUCUCUAGUCCUAGCCCAUCGAGUAUUGGGCAUAGCUUCUCAUACAGACUAGCCCAUGGGGUUGCACACCAACACGAAGGGUCAAUUGGCAUGCCAGUAACUAUGCACAGCUGUGUAGUAUCGAGCGAAAAAGACUUCCAAGGUCCAAGUCCAUCCGUAUUAAGUACCCUGCCCGUUUACUUCCGAUUGAAGCCAACUCUACGAACUGCAAGCGGAAGAAAAUGCAGGAAGCCGCGCACCGUUUUCUCGGAACUGCAACUCAUGGUCCUGAACAGGGAGUUCAACGAGCACAAAUACCUCUCAACGCCGCAGAGGACGAAACUCGCCGAGCGAUUGGGACUGAAUCAAACCCAAGUGAAAACAUGGUUCCAGAACAGAAGAAUGAAAUGGAAGAAAGAAACAACAGAGGGAGAACGGAAAGACACCUUUGAUAGUGAAAUACAUUCCGACUCUGAGCAUUCAAAUCAAGAUGAUAGUUGUUAACUGGGUCACGGCACCAUGCGAGCAUAGUCGAACGCUCGAUAAAAUGCGACAAAAAGCCAAAAUAAACAAGAAGAUGGAAGAUAUAAUUGUAAUUUGCAGAUCGGAUACUAGUAACCGACAGAUGCAAAAAUAAGGCCUUGAACAGAAUGCUUUGAAAAUUUGCUUUUGGUGAAAAUUGAUCAUGUUAAAAUUCAUGUUAAAAUUCAAGGCUCAAUCAUGUUAAAAUUUUUAAGAGAUUUGGAAUGAGUUGGGUUGAGACAAUCAACUACCAAGGCACAAUUAGAAAGCAUUUAAUUUCCAUUUGUUGAAUUAACUUGGGAUAAACAGCAGGCAUUUUAUUGCCUCCUCUGGUAUUUUGCUAGGUCUUUUUGUAAAUGUAUGAACAAAGGAAAAAGUGAACUGAUUUUUGUAUAUAAAGCAAGUUGACUGAGUUUAUACUGAAAAAACUAUUUUUCUAAUGUAGAUGUUAUAUAUUUGUUUUUGGAUAUGUAUAUCAUAAUCGACUUUGAAGAAAAUGAUUAAAAGUAUUAAAAGAAGAAGAACAA
Molecule: messenger RNA, 2512 nt
Organism: Rhopilema esculentum
Lineage: Eukaryota; Metazoa; Cnidaria; Scyphozoa; Rhizostomeae; Rhizostomatidae
Product: homeobox protein DLX-3
Biological process (GO): regulation of DNA-templated transcription
Molecular function (GO): DNA-binding transcription factor activity, RNA polymerase II-specific; DNA binding
Source: RefSeq, a predicted model, not a curated record